ACACAAAUGGAACCUCAACUGAGUUAAAGUGGACGGUGACGAUCUCUGAUGGGACACCUGACACGGUGGUGGAAUCAUCGUGGAUAUGUACUGCAUGGAUGCGGCUGAUGGGGCUGAUUUUAGCAUUGAAAUUGAACGUGUGGAUGUUUUGGGAGAAGAUGAGGGAGUUGGCUGUUGAUGAUCCUAGAAGGAUUUUCCAUUGUUUCAAAGUGGGGCUGGCACUUACAUUGGUGUCCCUGUUUUACUACAUCGGGCCCUUGUACGAUGGUGUUGGAGGAACGGCCAUGUGGGGCAUCUUCACGGUCAUUGUAAUCUUCGAAUGCACAGUCGGUGCAACGCUCUCCAAAGGUUUAAACAGAGGAAUGGCUACGCUAGUUGCUGGAGCCUUCGGCUUCGUUGUUUAUUGGCUUGCAAGCCACUUUGGGGAGAAGGCCGAGCCUGUGGUUCUUGGUAUCUCUGUCUUCUUUAUAGUUUCUGCGGUUACGUUUCUUAGAUUCAUUCCUGCGGUGAAAACCCAAUUCGAUUAUGGUGUUUUGAUCUUUAUCCUCACCUUCAGCUUGGUUUCCAUCUCGGGAUACCGUGAGAACAAAUUGUUUGAGUUGGCCCACCAGCGUCUAUCCACCAUUGCCAUAGGAGGGUUCAUGUGCAUAGUCAUCAGCAUCUUUAUCUGCCCCAUCUGGGCAGGCGAAGAACUCCACCAACUGAUCACUUGUAACAUUGAAAAGCUUGCCGAUUCGUUAGAUGGAUGUGUGUUUGAAUAUUUUAAUGAAAGUGCGAGUACAGCAGACAACGAAGAGCCUGGUCAAAAAUCACAAGCCUACACAAGCGUGCUGAUCAAUUCGAAGGCCACCGAAGAAUCACUGGCCAAAUUCGCACAAUGGGAGCCCCCACAUGGCCGUUUCUGGUUUUGGCAUCCAUGGAAACAGUAUCUCAAGAUCUCAGCGGCAAUACGCUGCUGCACUUAUCGAGUGGAGGCACUCAAUGGUUCCAUCAAUUCGGAGAUUAAGGCACCCAAGUUCAUGAAGAAGCAUAUCAGUGACGCAUGCAUGAAGUUAAGCUCCCAAUUUUCCAUGGUCUUGAAAGAGCUCGCCACCACAACCAAAAGCAUGAGAAGAUCUUCCAACAUAGAGUUUUUAGUUUCAAAGAUGAAUUGCGCUGUAGAAGAUCUCCGAAAUGCAUUGGAUUCUCUUCCUCACCAACUUCCACUGCCGCUGCCACCUCCAUCGAUAGAAGCAAUGAAGGAGAAAAACCCAUGCAUCUGGACUAUCAACAUGCCACUUACGGAGGUCAUGCCUCUUGUCGUGGUCACCUCGCUACUGAUCGAAAUCGCAGGGAGGAUCCAAGGAGUCGUCGAUGCCGUCAAUGAAUUGGCAAUCCUUGCGAAUUUCAAACCCGCUGUAGGAAAGUCUAAGCUGCGGGACAAUAAUUAGCCUAAGGUGUGUCCAGAUGCAUCCAUGGUCGGACAAUGGAGAUGGCUUGUCUGCUCGGCACUAUCAUGAAUUGGUCGUGGUCUUAAAAAAUAACGCUGAACCGAUGAUCUUAACCUCC
Molecule: messenger RNA, 1548 nt
Organism: Magnolia sinica
Lineage: Eukaryota; Viridiplantae; Streptophyta; Magnoliopsida; Magnoliales; Magnoliaceae
Product: aluminum-activated malate transporter 10-like
Exons: 6
Coding region: 99-1430 (443 amino acids)
Biological process (GO): malate transport
Cellular component (GO): plant-type vacuole membrane
Source: RefSeq, a predicted model, not a curated record